Molecule: messenger RNA, 2108 nt
Organism: Pseudonaja textilis
Lineage: Eukaryota; Metazoa; Chordata; Lepidosauria; Squamata; Elapidae
Source: RefSeq, a predicted model, not a curated record
GAACCAUCCAAGAAGAGAUCACAAAUAUUUUUGACCUCCUCAAAAAUCUAAGACUAUCAGUGGUGGAAAAGCUCCACAGAUAUUCAUGUUGUCGGAAAAACAGAUAUUGUAAAUCAGAGCUGAUUAUGCAUCAGAAGAUCCGCACUGGUGAAAAACCAUACAAAUGCUCCGAAUGUGGUGAAGCUUUUCACUACACUUCCCAACUUAUUCAGCAUAAAAGAACCCAUAUUGGAGAAAAGCCCUACCAGUGCCCACAGUGUGGCAAAAAGUUUAGUAAGCAUGCCACGCUGGUGAUACACAAGCGGACACACACUGGAGAGAAACCAUUUGAGUGUCCAGAGUGUGGGAAAAGUUUCAGUCGGAACUCUUACCUGGUGUUACACCAGAGAACUCACACAGGGGAGAAACCAUAUGAGUGUCCAGAUUGUGGGAGAAGUUUCAGUCGGAACUCUUACCUGGUGAUACACCAGAGAACUCACACUGGAGAGAAACCAUAUGCGUGUCCAGAUUGUGGAAAAAGCUUUAGUCAUAAUGCCUACUUGGUUAUACACCAGAGAACUCACACUGGGGAAAAACCGUAUGAGUGUCCAGAUUGUGGGAAAAGUUUCAAUAAUUAUUCUAACCUUGUGAAACACCAGAGGACUCACACCGGAGAGAAACCAUAUGAGUGUCUAUACUGUGGGAAAAGUUUCCAGCAGAAUUCCAAUCUGGUCAUGCACCAGAGGACUCACACAGGGGAGAAACCAUAUGAGUGUCCAGAUUGUGGGAAAAGUUUCAGUCAGAAAUCUUGCCUGGUGAUACACCAGAGGACUCACACUGGGGAGAAACCAUAUGAAUGUUCGGAUUGUGGGAAAAGUUUCAAUAAUAAUUCCAGCCUUGUGCAACACCAAAGGACUCACACAGGAGAGAAACCAUAUGAGUGUCUAUACUGUGGGAAAAGUUUCAGUCAGAACUCUUGCCUGGUGAUACACCAGAGGACUCACACAGGAGAGAAACCGUAUGAGUGUUCAGAUUGUGGGAAAGGUUUCAGUCAGAACUUUCGCCUGGUGAUACACCAGAGGACUCACACCAGAGAGAAACCAUAUGAAUGUCCGGAUUGUGGGAAAAGUUUCAGUCGAAACUCUUGCCUCGUGAUACAUCAGAGGACUCACACUGGGGAGAAACCAUAUGACUGUCCAGAUUGUGGGAAAAGUUUCAAUAAUAAUUCUAACCUUGUGAAACACCAGAGGAUUCACACAGGAGAAAAACCAUAUGAAUGUCCAGUUUGUGGGAAAAGUUUCAAUAUUCAUUGUAACCUUGUGCAACACCAAAGGAUUCACACAGGAGAGAAACCAUAUGAGUGUCCAGAUUGUGGGAAAAGUUUCAGUCAGAACUCUUUCCUGGUGAUACACCAGAGGACUCACACGGGCGAGAAACCAUAUGAGUGUCCGGAUUGUGGGAAAAGUUUCAGUCAAAACUCUAAUCUGGUGAUACACCAGAGGACUCACACUGGGGAGAAACCAUAUGAGUGUCCAGAUUGUGGGAAAAGUUUCAAUAAUAAUUCUGCCCUAGUGACGCAUAUGAGGACACACAUAGGAGAGAAAGAUUUCAGUUGGAAUUCCAACCUUGUGCAACAACAGAGGACUCACACGAGCGACAAACCACAUGAGUGUCCAGAUUGUGGGAAAAGUUUCCAGCAGAAUUCCAAUCUGCUUAUACACCAGAGGACCCAUACAGGAGAGAAACCGUAUGAGUGUUUAGUUUGUGGGAAAUGUUUCAGUCAGAAUUCCAACCUGGAGAGACACCAGAGGACCCAUACAGGCGAGAAACCAUAUAAGUGUCUCAAUUGUGGGAAAGGUUUCAGUCAGAAUGCCAACCUAAUGAUACACCAGAGGACUCACAUGGGAAAGAAACCCUAUAAGUGUCCAAAUUGUGGGAAAGCUUUCAGUUGGAAGUCUGACCUGGUGAGACAUCAGAGGAUUCACACAGAAUGAGUCCUUGGAUUGUGGGAAAAGUUUUAGUUGGCAUUCCCACCUGGUGGAAUAAUAGGAAACUGAAUGUCCCAGUUGUCAGAAAGCUUUCACAAGUAGGUCUAAUCUAAUAAAUUAUGUCAAUUUACACACAGAUCA